Messenger RNA from Varroa destructor (honeybee mite), 3569 nucleotides. RefSeq names its product peroxisomal ATPase PEX6-like. Gene Ontology annotation, cellular component: cytosol; peroxisomal membrane. Gene Ontology annotation, molecular function: ATP hydrolysis activity; ATP binding. Lineage: Eukaryota; Metazoa; Arthropoda; Arachnida; Mesostigmata; Varroidae. Gene Ontology annotation, biological process: protein import into peroxisome matrix. The record is from RefSeq and is a predicted model, not a curated record.
GAGAAAAAUUUGCGCCGACUGUGAACGAUAUGUGGAUAACUUUAUGCUCACAACAAUAGAACGUUUCUUAUCUUUAUGUUCUGAUCUGCAUUUCUAUUUUUAUCUGUGUGCAUGUUCGCAAAAACUUCAUUAUCGUCGGACUACCAGUCGCACUUUACGCGGGCUGAGCUACCCGCUUGCUCAGUUCCGGCCCAUUUAUAGCGAGAGAAAGCAGUACAGUAACCUUCAAACGGCCAGAAUCAAAUAUGUAAAACGAAUAUUUUGACUUGUUUUUCAUAUGGUCGUUAUCCAUCGUCAACAUCUCUAAAAUGUUAACCUCAAUUCUGAACUGCUAUCGAUGCCAAUUUGUACUCGAUCUGCAUAUAAAUCCUCGACUCUCAAAUACGGCCACGCUGAAAAGCAAGCGAAGCGCGACUGAGAACCACCCCAAGUCAACACAGGAAUUCGAACACACAGAAACGUACGGCGCCGCAUGGCCGCCGGGAACACUAAGCAAAGCCACUAUAUUUGAAGUCGUGAAAUACGGCGAUCUUCCUUCGUCACCUAUCGAGUGUGAUCCGUUAGAGCUUUACGUCUCCCGUCAGUUCCUCACCGACAACGGAUUCGAGCCAGCCAAAGAGUACGCAUUUAAGGAAUUGGAGACAUGUCCGGCAUUAGAGCUUGUUGUCCUUCACGGACAUGGACAUCUUCUAGCCGAAGCACAAACUCGGGAUUGGCAGAACAGGUGGUGCGAAACAUUGGUUCAUCCUGGCAGCGAUCUUGGGGGUUUGACGGUCGCCGACACUCGACCAACUCGCUUCGGUGUUGUAACUCUAAGCACUCAAAUGAUUAUCCUCGAGGCCCCCGAUAAAAUUAAGCCUGCAGAAUCAGUCAGACGCUUUUUUCGGCUCACAAAUGAAUUGCCGCCGGAAGCUUCCUCUAGCGGCAAACAGGUGAGAGAACGGAAAUCGUCCAAUGUUAAUAUGGAAAAUCUAUUGCUACAGCCUCUACUGGUUUUACCGUUCGGAUUUAACGAGGGAUUACGUUCAGCAGCUAAAUACGUGACAGAUAGCAUAGAUCCAGAUCGAUGUGUUUAUCUCUCAGAGGAGCUUUUGUCUGAAUUUGGAAUAAAAUCAUUUUCAUGGGCGAAGAUGGAAGUCCGUGAAGUGUCAAGAAUAGUUAUGGUCGUGCCAUCAUCUGCUGUUUUUCUGAACGAAACUGCUGAUCGAAUCAUUUUCGCCACGCCACAACUGGUAUUCAACCUCAGCAACAACCAACUGCCAACGCCGUGCACCCUAAUCGGGAUCGAAGACUACCCGAAACAGCAAGCUAUUUCGAUCGGCGUAGGCGUUAUCAAGUCUCCCCACUACAAUCAUCAGGGCGACUAUUUGGCCCUUAUAAAAUGGCACUUCAAACGACAUCCGCGACUUCUCGCUAAAGCUGAUAUAUUUGGCAUUUCGCAAAGGGACUUUUUCGAGUACGCACCAGAUUUGCGAGAAGCUUCUUCUUACGAUGACGCCUCUGUCAUCUAUUUUCGUGUCGGCUCCAUUACUGGAAACAAGCAGGGAGAACCAGAGUCGCUCUGGACCGAACCUGAGAACAUCUUAAUUUACCAACUUGGAUCGGCGGUAUCUAAGGUUCCUCGCUGUUUGGAACUGAUAUUAGAGCGCACACACCAUCGCAUAUUCAAUUCGUCUAGAAUCGUGUUUCCUCAUGUUUCUGAGCUGGUGGAUAUGAUUGGACUCUUCUAUCGUAGAGCGCAAAUGUCCCGUUCGCUUCAACCGUUAUUCCUUAUCUCAGGACCGCCAAAUUCAGGGAAAACAUGUGCCGUUCGGAGUAUAGCAUUAGCCUUGGGUCUGCAUCUACUGACAGUGAACGGGUCGGAACUCACCGGUGACACGCCAUCGGCGGCAGAAAGCAGAAUAAAAAACACUUUCGCAAAGACAUCAGAAUACGGUCCAUGUGUUGUGCAUAUAACGAAUAUCGAGGAAAUUUUCCGCACCGUGAUAGAUGCAGCGGAUACUCGCCUGGUGAGCGUUUUCUUAGAGAGCAUCGCUGCACUUAACCAUUGCCUCAGCGAGCCUGUCGUGGUUAUUGCCACUUCGAAUGAACCCCGCCAGAUCCCUAGUCAGGUAAUGUGCUCGGUUCUUCACCAUCUAGUUGUUCCUCCUAUGAGACAAGAAGACCGACAGCGAGUGCUUGAGCUGCUCCUAGCCGAUGAUGCAGUUAGCAUUUCGUUGGACAUUGAAGAGGUUGCAGAGAAAACGGCCGGUUUCGUCCUAGGGGACUUGUUGGCUGUUGUUGAUUUUGCAAGGAAAAAUAUGUAUCGACGCGAGACACAUGGAUCCGCAGCAGUCGAAAUGGGUUUUAGCUUGACUCAGCCGAUUCUUACGAUGGAGGAUAUUCUUAAGGCUAUUUGUCAAAUUCAAAAGAACCAUAGCAAAAGCAUUGGUGCACCGGUGAUUCCCAGUGUUAGCUGGGACGACAUUGGAGGAUUGGAAGUUGCCAAAAAAGAGAUCCUUGAUACGGUACAAUUUCCUCUGAAGUAUUGUAACUUCAGAAAAGCUAGCUCGGGCGGUAACUUAGGCAGGUCUGGUAUACUUCUCUACGGACCACCGGGAACAGGAAAAACACUUCUCGCUAAGGCGGUCGCAACAGAAUGUUCGUUGAACUUUCUUAGCGUUAAGGGACCCGAAUUGAUCAACAUGUAUAUCGGGCAAAGUGAAGACAACGUAAGAAAGGUGUUCGAAAAGGCUCGCUCGGCAGCUCCGUGCAUUAUCUUUUUCGAUGAACUAGAUUCGUUAGCGCCUCGAAGGGGUAGAAGUGGCGACUCUGGGGGAGUAAUGGACCGUGUGGUUUCACAGCUGCUAGCUGAAAUGGAUGGACUUAAGAAGACCGACUGUUCAGAUGGCGACCAUGUGUUUGUAAUUGGCGCUACAAAUCGUCCAGACCUACUAGAUACAGCUAUUCUGAGACCUGGAAGAUUGGAUCGUCUCGUCUAUGUGGAUAUACCCGAGGAGCCAGAAGUCAAAUACAAGGUAUUACGGGCGUUAACACGUAAGCUGACACUACGCGACGUAGACCUUCGAAAAUUAAGCGAAAAAUGUCCCGCACAUCUUACCGGCGCUGACCUUUACUCUCUUUGCGCCAGUGCUAUGAUCAACGCUGUAAGGAGGUGUGUUAAUACUAAUUGCAAAAAGCUGGUCGUGAGCAACGAGGAUUUUGAACGAGCAUUGGAAAAGUUGUCACCAUCAGUGAGCAUUGCCGAACUUCAAGACUAUCGAAAGCUGCGAGAUAGGUUUGCUCCUUGAUCCCAGGCCUGUUAGUCGAGAUAAAUCUUUUCAUUUAAACAAAAACAAUGAUAUAGGUAUAACCAGCCUCUGGAGACGACGUACACCGCAGAUUGAAUAAAAGCUACAUGUCUUUUGGAUACGAGUAGAAAAACACAUGUAAAUUAGUUUUGUGAACCACCAGAAAAAAUGGUAAGUGCAUUUUGAUGACCACCUACAACAACGGUACAAAUUAUAGGCUGUUACCUAGUUAACUGUAGCAUUUGAGUGUGAAAUAAACACAUGCAUAGUGGAACAAGC